This is a messenger RNA of Sycon ciliatum, 6361 nucleotides long. RefSeq lists its product as uncharacterized. The transcript is spliced from 15 exons. The coding region runs from base 441 to 5288 and encodes 1615 amino acids. NCBI's taxonomy places the organism in Eukaryota, Metazoa, Porifera, Calcarea, Leucosolenida, Sycettidae. The record is from RefSeq and is a predicted model, not a curated record.
GAAGACUGCAGCUAUACAAAUACAAUGCAGUGUUACAAAAUGUUUGCUUCAUACUAGUAGAUCGACCAGUGAAACUGAGUUGAUGAGUGUCACCAAUCAUUUCCAUUGCUAGCUCACCACUCAGAUCAGCAAGCAUUCGGAGCAAUGUCAAAACAACGAUAACUCGAUCUUAGCCUAAAGAUGAGGCCAGAUUGAAGGAGGUCACCUAGGAACACUCCGUUGUCAUACAGGAAGGAUUACUAGCACGUCGACGACAAACUAACUACGCCGCACACGAGAGUUUGGUGGUCUGAAAUUCCAGCCAACGGAUCAAGUUGCCGUACUGUCGUCAGGAGCAUCGCCUUUCCGCUGGGCAAGCGCAGGAGGAUGACAGUCAUGCCACCUACGAUACCCCAGAAAUUCAGGAGCUUCCUCUAAACAAUCGAAGAUGACCAGUCAAGAUGCAUGGUCGUCCUUCGCUUGACUGCCCAAAUCGUGCAGACUUGUUUGCCAGCUGUGGACAAGGUGAACGGUCUUCUACGCCGCCACUCCUCAAUGAUUCUAGUAGCGUUGCUGUUGAUCCUACCAACCUAGCUGUUUGCACUGGCAGUGAUAAUUUAACAUCUGAUGAAUCGAUGGUGGUGCAUGUGGUGCACCCGGCCGGAGAUUGGAAUAGACGAGACCCUUCACGUUUGCCGGCAUACUGCCAGAAUAGUGAGUCUCCUGCGCGAUGCUUCUCCGUCCAAAGCGCAGUUCACUUAGUACAAAAGUGGAGAGCUGGCAUGGCGGACAUGUACAAUGAGUCAGCAGGAGUGGUGACAGUGUGGUUGCACCCAGAGACCAGAUUCAACUGCUCCAUCCUGCUCAGCUCGGAGAGCACAGCUGUAAACAUUAACAGCAACGUCGGCCCGAUUGCCAUUGCCACUGUGGCAAGUCCAGGAUGCCCUAGGUCUAUUCUUCAGCAGCACACCCCCACAAACGAAGAGCCAUUCUUUGUUUUAUCUAAUGCCACACAGGUCCUGCUGAAAGCCCUGGAGUUUCACAUACCAAAAAAUGGCUACGCCAUGUGCGUGGUGCAAUCCAGGUUGGUGAAAAUCGACCAAUGUCAGUUUUACGUGACUAGUGCUUGGUGGAAACACAGCACCAUAUUCCUCAACUCCAGCUAUGCUGUUUUCCUUGUGCGUUCUCGCAUGGAACGCGAACCGACCACUGACAUUACCUAUGUUAUAACGCUGGGAAAGUUUCACGAGAUUCGGUCAUUUGUACGUGUUCAUCGUUCGGUUAAUAGUAGUGAAGAGGUACCCGUAGAUCUAGGUGGCUACUCCCAGUGGCUGACAGACAAUGGUACGGACAUGGCAAUGGGGUUGGCUCUAAAGAAGAUGGAACAGUUCAAACACAAUCAACCAACGCGUCACCAGACUCCAUGUCUUGCAAGAUUUCUCCUUGCCAUUCAGGACAGCGUGUUUGCGAAUGCCGGCGUGAGAACCCCUGGAUAUUCCCAGCAGGAGUACCAUGUUUAUCAUUUGAAAGGCAGUGCUGUUCACAUCGAGACAUACCCGAGUGUGCAUCCAUCAUUUGCCUUCAUUCACAACAAUACAUUUGCCAACCUAUCCAGUCCCGAAGGGUCACCUGUUUUCUUACAUGCUCGUGAAAACCAAUACGGCAGCCGGAAUGCAGCUGCUUCAAGACGCCACGUACUGAUCAGUAACUGCACAUUCAUCAAUAACACUGCCAUGCUUGGCGGUGGGGUGAGCAUGCUGUUUGAUCGUCGAAUUAUACGGGCCACGGCCGCUGUCAUCCAGUCACGGUUUCUCUUGAACAAGGCUCGGCAGGGUGGUGGAGCCUUCUUUGCAAGGUUUUCACGUGCCAAAAGUUGUGUGUGGAUGCGUAAUGUUGAGUUUGUUCGCAACACUGUGAUCUCGACAGUUAUUUUAGGUGCUGCUCUGUCUCUCUGGGGUCCACCGGGAGCUGUCAAAGGCAAAGUGGACUGCUUUGAAGGAGAAUUUGACGAGCAAUUUGGCAUGGAGAAUGGUCAUUUUGAAGACAACCAUGGUGUCGGGGCUUUAUGCCUCCAGAACGUGCGCGCUUCAUUCUUCAAUUCAACUUCAAUUCUCAACAAUAAUGGAACAGGUUUGGUGGUGCAACAGUCCAUGGCUACGUUUAUGGGAUCAGUGAGAAUAGAAAACAACACAGGAGACCAUGGUGGGGCCAUUCAAGUUAGCAACAGGGGUCGUGUUGACUUCAGCAAGGCAACAUCGCUUUCAAUAUUGAACAACACUGCAGCUGGUAAGGGUGAUGCUAUCUUCAUUGAUGUCUACACAUCCGUAUCAACCUUCAACAAACUGAAGAUCUUCAUUGGUAAGGACCGCUAUCUGCCCUCGUGCCCCGUUCUGCUACCAGCUAACAUGGACAAAGAGAUGCGCCGCAAGAUCACCACAUCCAACGGAGCUGCAAACACGACUAGCCCGGCAAUAUUUGCCGGCAGCUGGCACAAGUGCUACACGAGCUACGGCCUUCUAGAUGACUACCCUAAGGAUGAGCUACCGUAUUGCGACCCGUACCCACCGGCUGACUGGAGUUACAUCAAGCAACAUCAGACAACGGAGAUCAACUGUUCAGCAAACAGUCCUCACAGCUUGCAUGGAGCUGAUGGUCAGGCUAAACGUGGAGGCAACUAUUUUCUAGGAAACGAAAGUAAACUGUGUCACACUGCCUGUCAGAAUUUCACUGUGGUCAGCAAACUUGGUUUGUUCGCAAAGAAGAUAAAGACAGUGGCAGCCUGGAUGUUUUUCGAGGAAGCAACAACAUCGUGCUACAAACAAUUACCUGGAAAAGUCUGGUACUUCCGGAGAAAGUGCUCCAGGAAAAAGAUAUUUGACUUUGCGUUGAAUGAUCGAAGGAGCCAAGGACAAGUUCCUCGCUACGACUGUUCUGCUUUUGCACUGGCUGGCCUGCACGAGCGCUACCGCACCUCUACCACAUCUGUUUUACCAGGUUACCCUCUGUUGCUGACGCCAUGGAGGUCGCUCAUGCAUUACUGGAAUUCUUACACCUUAAAAGACCUUUCGUUGACGGAGGCUGAGCCCAGGCAGGUCUUCAACGAAGCCUGCAAGCCUGAUAAGUGGCAUACACUCGAUCCCAAUUUUGCGAUGGGCGACUUGACCUUGUAUCCGGCUCCAGGAGAGCAGUUCGACCUUACCCUCAAUGUCGCUGACGAGUUCCUUUCCAUCGUCCGAUCAACGUUGAUGCUGGAACUCACGUCCACGGAUAAUGUCCUGCUGCACCUCGAUGGGAAAGACUACGGACCAAAUGAGCGUCUUUUCUUCUCCUCAAUUGGUUCUAUGAGAGGGCUUUCCCUUUCCGGCAUUCCAGGCAGCACGGGAGAGCUGAAGGCGACAUUGAUUGGACAAGCUGCACUCCGCUUCUCAAUACACAGAUUUUUCUGGCUCAAUAUACCAUUCAAGCUACGCUCCUGCUUUCCGGGUUUUCGAGAUCCUAUGCUCAAAGACUACAAGGAAGCGGCCGAGUAUGUCAAGAACGAAGACCUGUGGCGUAAGGGUGCGGCGGUCGGAAAAAGCAAGAUUUCUAAACUCCACUGUCGUUGCCCGGAUAACCUGGAUGGCAUCACCAGAUGUGAAAAAGGCCGCAACCUCAUUGUGAAAAAGGGCUACUGGGCAGGACGCUAUACCAAAGGAAGACAAGCACCUCUUGAUGAUAUUUGUGUGUACGAUGAGUCUGAGUUCAUCGACAACAGCUCAGAGCUGACAGGUGAUACCUGCGAUUUCCGGAGCAGGUCAGAUUUCGGUGUUGGCGUCUGCGACAGCGGCCUUUGCAUCAGCAACGGUGACGAGGAGAUGCUAUGGACUAUGCCAGGGGAUGAGCCGUGUAGAGACAAGUACAAGAGAACUGGCGUGUUGUGCAGCGGAUGUCACAAGGACCAGCAAGUCAUGAUUGCAUCUGAGAUCUGCCAUAACUGCACUGAUUCUGCAGCACGCAUAUCGAUACACACCUACCUGUUUCUCGUGUUCAUCUGUUCGGCGAUGCUUUUCACCGUUGUCCUGGUGCUCAAUAUUGGCGUGUCUCCGGUGCUAAACAGCUGGCUAUUCUUCAUCCAGGCUGUUUUCAUCAUCUUUGCCGAUCAUGUUCUAAUGAGAAACAUAUUCUACUCUGCGAUGACAUUUGGUCUGGGACAUAUCUGCAUCAAAGAGUCCAUGUCAGUGCUGCAAACUAGAGCAGUGCUUGGCGCACAACCUCUCUUCAUCGUCCUCUUCAGCUGUCUUAUGUGGCUGGCCGUGCGGCAUGGGCUCUUUGCCAGGCACCUGCAGCAUCUGCAGAGACGCAACUCUCUAGCUCACGUCAUAUGGUUGAGUGUCAUCUACUGCACUGCAACAAUUGCCUACAUAUCAACCUACCUGCUGGCGAGUGUGACUCUGCAUUCACCAGCAGGUGAGCGGAGAGUGCUCUUUCUCGAUGGCUCUGUUGAAUUCCUCGGCACAGAGCACUUGCCGUAUGGUAUCACUGCCAUUGCUGCGUUGGUGUUCCUGGUGGCCCCAGCUCCCAUUGUGAUGGCUUUGCCCUCGCUGCGCAGUUUACCACAGUUCAAGUGGUAUGCCGACGAGGCAAUGAACAUGUACGAGCCUGGACGUCACUGGUGGGUGUCCGUGGACAUGUUCCGGCGUCUGCUCCUGGCCGUCAUGCAGGGCGGAAUCUACAACUCGCGUGUGCGCCAGUACACCGUGUGCUUGACAUGCGUUAUCCUGCUGACAAUGCAUGUCAUGUUCAGGCCUCUCAAACGAAACAAGAAGGUCUGGAAAAUCGCGGACAUUGACAAUAAGUUUGAAACGCUUCUGCUGUUUGACCUGUGCCUUAUGUCGCUAAUCAAGAUAAGCAUCAGCUGUGCCAGUACUGGAAAAUCGCUACUCGACCAAAACAGUGUCCGCUACAUCGUCUUACUGCUCUACUCAAUCCCGACUUUGCUGUCCCUCAUCAUCACUGCUUACAGAUUUGCACGCAGCUUUCAGGCCACAUACGGACGCCAGGAAGCCAAUCAAAGGUACAACAUGGAAGUGGAUGACUGUCUUACAAUGGCAAUGUCGGAUCGCCCCUAUGGUAGCCCCGAUGGCUGUGCGGCCACCACAUCCCCAGUAUCCAACUCGUCAGCAACAGUCAGCUCAAGUUUUGAGGGUCUCCGCCAUCUACCUCUGCAUGCUCAGAGACGCAAGAUGAACACCUUGUCAGUACCAGAUGGACUCCGAGAUCCACUGCUUAUAGAACAUCUGUUGAGUCCAGCUCCGCCAUCAGAAGAUUAGAUGGUUGUGGGCUGGUUUACUGCUUCAUCUAGUCACCCAAACACUCUUCCACUCGGUCUUGCGUGGUGGAUGAAGACUUCUUUCUCUCACAUAUUCACUCUCGGCAUGAUGUAGAUUGCGGAUUAGUCAACAACUAAAUCUCUGUUGAUGAGGCAAUGUCAUCACUACUGCAAGCCAAACGAGUAUUGCACCAAACGUUCACACUUUUUAAAAAGCAGCUGGUUUGCGCUGACAAAAUUUAAGUUCAUGGAGCACUGUGACAAUACCCUUACACUCACAGUGGUAAAGCAUGAUUUCACACUGGUCAAAAUCUAACAGGGGCUUGCUGUCCUUUCACACUAUACCGAUUAUGCACUAGUCUCUUUAUAUCAGUUCGUUUGGCAGCAUGAUACGCACAGCUUCCUGCACACAAUAUUGGUGGUAAUUUUCUGGCUAUUGACACGAUUGGUUGUAGAUAUCCUUCAAAUAUUUCAUGUGAUGAUUUUUGGUUACACCUUUUAACAUUCCGAGUGGCACAAAGCAGUAAGCACCAGCCAGCCCUUGCUCUAAUCAUCAUGUACAUGUACUUCACUACUAGUCAGGACCACCAGCAGCAGUUUAUGAUUGUUCCGGCAGUAACAUGGCCUUUCAUUCAGUUUGUGUAUGAUAUAGCGGGUACACAUGCCCUUCACAGUAGUAAGCAUGACCUGUGUUGGUGGCCAAAAGGUUGGUCCGGUGGUUAGCCCUUUCCCAAAGUUGCUCGCCCUUUUUUUUUCGCUCUUUUUAGACCUUUUUGGAAAAGCCCGUUUCUUUCGCCCUUUAUUGCGUUUUUUGGUGAAUAUCGCCCUUUUUGAGCUUUUUUAGCUGAUAAAGUGCUAAAAUCUGUUUGCUCAUGCAGGCGAUCACAGUUUCUGAGAGCUCGAUGGGCCUUGGCACGCGGCUUUUUGGGGGGCAACAAGUUGGUGAAGAUUGUACCCGGUGUAGCCAUUGGCGGACUAUGCUCGGCCAAUCGUCAAAUUAUGCUUUGGAUUAUGCCACAAUUAUGCCAUCAUUUAUGCUGAAUUAUGCUGAAUUAUGCUCGGUUCCACUAUGUA